Molecule: messenger RNA, 1635 nt
Organism: Puccinia triticina
Lineage: Eukaryota; Fungi; Basidiomycota; Pucciniomycetes; Pucciniales; Pucciniaceae
Exons: 3
Coding region: 1-1635 (544 amino acids)
Biological process (GO): transmembrane transport
Molecular function (GO): transmembrane transporter activity
Source: RefSeq, a predicted model, not a curated record
AUGGAGGAUGUGCGCUCGUUCGAAAACCACAGUGGUAACUCUGAUCCUGUUUCGACGCAUGAUCGCACCUCUAACGGAAAAACCGGCGCGCGCGCUCUGGGGACCUCUUACCCUUCUUUGCUUGAUCAUCUGGCGUUAGAUUCUCUCCGAGGCGAAGUAGAGGGAGACUCAGAGAAAAUAUACGAAGCUAAAGCCCGAAUCCUAAAUGCAGCGAUGCAAGAGAUUGGGAUGGGACGAUAUCAAUGGAAAUUAUUCGUGGUCGUUGGAUUCGGCUGGGCGGCUGACAACUUAUGGCCGAUCGUCACUUCACUCAUACUUGUCCCCGUCUCUCAAGAAUUCAGCGCAAAACAGCCCGCAUUCCUAACGCUUUCUCAAAACCUCGGCCUGCUGUUCGGCGCUUUGAUCUGGGGUUUUGGUUGCGAUAUAUUUGGAAGGAAAUUAGGCUUCAACAUAACGAUUUUCACUACGGCCAUCUUUGCCUUGCUCUCAGCUUCUUCGACAAACUUUAUAUCCAUCUGUCUGUGUGUAUUUUUUUGGUCGACGGGCGUCGGUGGAAAUUUACCAGUAGAUUCGGCGAUAUUUCUAGAAUUUUUACCGGGCUCUCAUCAGUAUUUAUUAACAGUUCUAUCGAUCUUUUGGUCGAUAGCCCAACUUCUCGUCACACUUCUCGCCUGGCCGUUGUUAUCCAACUUCUCAUGUCAACCCAAAGCUCAGAGCUGUACCAGAGGCGAGAAUGCAGGCUGGAGAUGGCUAUUGAUUUCCGUCGGAAGCGCUGCAUUUUUGAUGUUUUUGGCCCGUUUUUUUACUAUCGAAAUACACGAAAGCCCUAAGUACCUGAUGGGAAAGGGAAGACCAGAAGAAGCUGUAGCGGUUGUGCAAGAAGUCGCCCGUCGCAAUGGAGUCAAAUGCUCGCUUACCAUCGCACACUUAGAACAAUUUGGAUCUAUUGAAAACGUGGUCGAGAAGAGUAAUGAAUUGACCAGUCCUAAGACGCUACUGAUGCGGACAUUGAGGCGGUUCGAUUUCCAACACCUCAGCGGCCUGUUUAACACACCUGUACUUGCGUUGUCGACCGGAUUAAUUACCACGAUCUGGGCUCUCAUUGGACUAGCAUUCCCACUCUACAACGCGUUCAUCCCUUUAAUUGAAACACAGCGAGGCAUCAAAUUUGGCGACGAAACCUCCACCACCUAUCGAAACUCAUUGAUUAUCGCAGCGGUAGGAUUACCAGGCUCAGCAAUAGGGGCAUUAAUGACGCAAACACCGCAACUGGGACGAAAGGGCUCACUGGCCAUCACGUCCGCCUUGACUGGCAUUUCUCUUUUCGGAUCCCUAACCGCUAAAUCCUCUAGUAUACUCCUGGUCUGGAACUGUUUGUUUGGAUUAAAUACCAACUUCUUACUGUCCAUCUUAUACUCUUACACUCCGGAAAUCUUUGUCACAAAAAAUAGAGGUACUGGCAACGCUCUGACCGCUUCAGUUGGCAGAAUCUGUGGUACCUUAGCUCCUGUUGUGUUCAUGUGUACAAAUAUAAAGAGUUCCUUACCAGUCUACAUUAGUGGCUCUCUGUUUUUUGCUGUUGCAUUUACAUCCUUACUUCUUCCUCUAGAAUCUCAUGGUUCUGCCAGUCUUUAG